AAUCUGCUAAUUGUGACCUAGUCGCGAGCUCGUUUUAAAGUCCGCGCUCAAAAAAUUACAAAUUAAAAAUAAUAAUACUACGUUUUACGUUUAACUGAUCUACACUUUUAAUGGCCAGCUAGAAUCUAAACGCAACUGUGAUAUAAAUUAUUCAUAUUGUACAUAUACGUACAUAUAUAGCCCAAGCUUGACUCAAUUAUUCUACAAGAUGCAUUCGGUUCUCCUGAUACUCGCCGCUGUCUGUGCGUCAGGCACUUGGGCGGCCACAGUGCAGCCGCCGCCCGUUAUACAAACCCUGAGCACCACGGGCAGCGGCAGCGGCAGCGGCAUUGGACCAGAGUUCAAGCUGGAGGCGGACAAGGAGAGCGUUUUGGAAGAUGCACUAUUCUGGCGGCGAGUGGGCCUUAAGCAGCUGGGUAAAACAAUAGAAAAGGCAAAGCACGCCAAGGAAAACUCAUAUCAGCACAAGGCCAAGAACAUUAUUAUCUUUAUUGGCGAUGGUAUGGGCUUGUCCACGAUCAGUGCCGGGCGCAUCUACAAGGGCCAGUACCUAAAGCAUGGACAUGGCGAGGAGGAAAUGCUGUCUUUUGAUGAGUUUCCCCACACGGGCCUGGCCAAGACCUACAAUGUGGAUAAACAGGUGCCGGACUCGGCGGGCACAGCUACAGCUAUAUUCACGGGCGUCAAGAGCGACUAUGGCGCCAUUGGCAUGGACACCACGCGCUCCAAGCUGAACGACAGCCAGGGUCGACUCGACUCCAUCAUGGACUGGGCACAGCGUGAGGGCAAACGCACCGGCGUGGUGACCACCACACGCAUUACACACGCCACGCCCGCGGCCACCUUUGCGCGUGUCUAUCAUCGGGAUUGGGAGUGCGACUCGGAGGUGCCACAGGAGUCCAUUGGCAUACAUGCGGACAUUGCACGCCAGCUGGUCGAGAAUGCGCCGGGCAACAAGCUGAACGUGGUGCUGGGUGGUGGCCUAUCGCCCAUGGGCGCUUUCAACGAGAGCGAGGUGCAGACCGUCCGAUUCGAGGGCGGCACCGAGACCAUCUGCAAGCGUAGCGAUGAACGCAAUCUGGCCAAGGAGUGGCUGCAGCGGCAUGCCAACGACAGCGCUGACGCAGCGCUGGUGUACACACGUGAGCAGCUGCUGAAGGUGGAUGUGGAGGAGGUGGAUCAUUUGAUGGGUCUGUUUCGGAACAAUCACAUCACCUACUCCAUAGCACGCGAACAGGGCGAACCGUCGCUGCAGGAGAUGACCGAGACGGCCAUCGGGGUGCUGGAGCGUGGCAAAAAGUCGCCGGGCUAUGUGCUUCUCGUAGAGGGCGGACGCAUUGAUCAGGGUCAUCAUCAGAAUUAUGCACGUGCCGCCUUGCACGAGGUCUACGAACUGGAUCUGGCCGUGCAGGCCGCUCUGAAGGUGACCGAUUCGGAGGAGACGCUCAUUCUGGUCACAGCGGAUCAUUCGCAUUCGGUGACAUUCAAUGGUUAUCCGGAACGCGGCGCCGAUAUUUUGGGCGCCGCCAAUUCACACAAGCCCAAGGAUCCCAUGGUAUAUGAGACCAUAACGUAUGCCAAUGGACCCGGCUACUUCGACCAUUUGGCGAAUGAAACAAAGCCGGCAAACAGCUCCAAUGUGUGGAUGCCACUCAAGCUGUACACCAAGGAGCAGACCGAAUCCCCCACCUAUCGCCACAUGGCCACGCUGGCGCUCAAGGAUGAGACGCAUGGCGGCGAGGAUGUGAUUGUCUUUGCCAGCGGCCCCGGCUCCAGUCUGGUACGCGGUGUCUUCGAGCAAAACUAUUUGGCCUACGUUAUGAGCUAUGCCGGCUGCAUUGGUCCCGCCAAAAAUUUUGAUGACUCCUGCAAGCGCCAUCUGUCGACAGCUGGCGACAACAAGGCCGAAAGCAGCGCCGCCGCCCUGAGACUCUCGCUGCUUCCGCUAUUGGCCGCUUGGCUGAUCGCGCAUCUGCUUUAAUUCUUUACGUAUUCCUUACAUAUGCAUAUGCAUACACGUAACUGUAUGUGUAUUUGCACACAUGCGAACUUUGUUAAUGUGUGUGUUUGUUGUACCAUAUAGUAUUUACGGUUUUGUAGUUAACUUGAUUAAUAUAUAAGCAGAAGCGAUUAAAGUAAAUUAGUUAAAUAAAAAA
This is a messenger RNA of Drosophila montana, 2156 nucleotides long. RefSeq names its product Alkaline phosphatase 4 (gene Alp4). The coding region runs from base 209 to 1981 and encodes 590 amino acids. The record is from RefSeq and is a predicted model, not a curated record. Gene Ontology annotation, biological process: dephosphorylation. The transcript has 3 exons. NCBI's taxonomy places the organism in Eukaryota, Metazoa, Arthropoda, Insecta, Diptera, Drosophilidae. Gene Ontology annotation, molecular function: alkaline phosphatase activity.